ACGCACACACACCGCCACCAUCAUCAUCACUCCUCCUCCUCCUCUUGUACCCAGCCCCUCCCUUUCCGUCCGUGCUCGCCUCUCUCCUCUCUUCAGUCUUGCCUGCCUGUCAGAAAGGUGCUUUAGUGUUGGAGGCUAGGCUACCCUCCUCUCGGACCCUGUACGAGAGCCUGCCGCCGCCGCUGUCGUACCCCAAGGCUCGGGCUCCCCUCUCACGGCUCCAACCAUGGCAACCACCGCUACUUCCACCCGGUUUACCGACGAGUACCAGCUAUACGAGGAGCUCGGGAAGGGAGCUUUUUCAGUGGUGCGUAGGUGUGUAAAGAAGUCAUCAGGACAAGAAUAUGCUGCAAAAAUAAUCAACACUAAGAAGCUGUCUGCAAGAGACCACCAGAAGCUUGAGAGAGAGGCUCGUAUCUGCCGUCUCCUGAAACACCCCAACAUCGUGAGACUCCAUGACAGCAUUUCAGAGGAAGGCUUUCAUUACCUAGUCUUUGACCUGGUGACAGGAGGAGAGCUUUUUGAAGACAUUGUAGCCAGGGAGUACUACAGUGAGGCCGAUGCCAGUCACUGCAUUAGUCAGAUCUUGGAGAGUGUCAAUCAUAUCCACCAGCAUGAUAUUGUGCACAGAGACCUCAAGCCUGAGAACUUGUUGUUGGCCAGUAAGAUGAAGGGAGCUGCAGUGAAGCUGGCAGACUUUGGACUUGCUAUUGAAGUGCAGGGGGACCAGCAAGCUUGGUUUGGGUUUGCAGGCACUCCUGGCUAUCUCUCCCCUGAGGUCCUGAGGAAGGACCCCUAUGGCAAGCCUGUGGACAUAUGGGCUUGUGGUGUUAUUCUCUAUAUCUUGUUAGUGGGAUAUCCACCAUUCUGGGAUGAAGAUCAACAUAAACUCUAUCAGCAGAUCAAAGCUGGGGCGUACGAUUUCCCAUCUCCAGAGUGGGACACAGUGACCCCUGAGGCAAAGAACCUGAUCAACCAGAUGCUGACGAUUAACCCAGCCAAGAGAAUCACUGCUGAACAGGCCCUCAAACACCCAUGGAUCUGCCACCGUUCUACAGUGGCAUCAAUGAUGCACAGGCAGGAAACAGUCGAAUGUCUCCGCAAGUUCAAUGCUCGCCGAAAACUCAAGGGAGCCAUUCUCACCACCAUGCUGGUGUCCAGAAACUUCUCAGUGGGCCGGCAGCAUACCAACUCUGCUGCUGCCGCCUCCUCCACGGCCUCACUGGCUCAGGAAGCAUGCAAAAGUUUACUCAACAAGAAGUCAGAUUCUGCAAAGCCUUCUACCAACAACAGUAAGAACAGUAUAGUGAGUGCCAUCAAUGCCCUGAAAGACACCAACAUGGCAACGAACGCACAGAUGGAAUCUCAAAGCACAGUGGUGCACAAUGCUCCCGAUGGAGUCAAGGGAUCAACAGAGAGCAACGCCACCAACGACGAGGAAGAAAUGAAAGGUAGGAAAGCGGACAGUACGGCGCUGAGUCAGAGCAGUGCCACAGAGGAGAUGCCCCCACUUCUGCCCUCACCUCAAAGCUCACCUGCCAUUCCACCGCAUGACGUAAAGCGCAUUGCAUGGAACAGCACAGGCAACAGUUCCUGCCCCGAGUCAGAGCUCUCACAGUCAUCCAUGCCUGCCGCUCCACUAGGGAGCAACACUGUCGCUGCUAAAAGCAACACUAAGCAGACUCGUAAACAGGAGAUCAUCAAGAUUACGGAGCAGCUGAUUGAAGCAAUCAACAAUGGAGAUUUCGAUGCCUACACGAGGAUUUGUGAUCCUGGACUCACCUCCUUCGAGCCUGAGGCUCUGGGAAACCUGGUGGAGGGCAUGGACUUUCACAAGUUCUACUUUGAAAACUUGCUGAGCAAGAACAGCAAGCCCGUGCAUACCACCCUGCUCAACCCACAUGUGCACCUGAUCGGUGAGGAUGCCGCAUGCAUCGCCUACAUCCGGCUCACACAGUUCGUGGAUUCCACAGGCCGUCCCCGUUCCAGCCAAUCAGAGGAGACCAGAGUGUGGCAUCGUCGCGAUGGAAAGUGGCUUAAUGUCCAUUUCCACUGCUCAGGAGCGCCUGCUGCACCACUACAGUGAUCAGUGGUCCUGAGCCUCCAGUCUACUGGAGUGUGUGUUUUGGGGGGCAGUGUUUUUUCAGCGAGUGUGUUUAAGAGGUCCGUCCUCUGCGUGGAUUGGCUAGUGCCAGGAGCCCGGCCGGGCGAGAUCGCAUCCCUCUCCACGAUACCAACCAAUCCUGUCCCUCCUUUGACCUGCUGGGGGCCGGCUGAACACAAGACUCCGCCUCCAUGGGAUGAUGCAUGCAUCUGGCGCCUGAUUGGAGGGCGCGUCUUUGCCCUCUGUCCCUCCUCUGGCAGCCAUCUUUUUUCUGCCCGCGCGAGAUGAGACGUCCUGGGGGAGGAGAGGAUUUACAGUUGAACUUGUGACAGUUUAUGAGUAUGAGUUAUGAAUAUACUGUGUAAAUUAUGACUAGAUGUACCAGAAACCACCAAAACCCAACUAAGCAUUUAUAUUCACUAUAAUAACGGAGGAACAGGGAGGAGUGAGAAGUUAGCAGCUGGGAUUUGGACACUUUAGGGAUUACUGGGUAGAACAUGUUGUGCUCACUACCUGGACGUUGAUGUUAAGAUUUAGGGAGAUUUUUUUCCCCACUGAAUUAAAGAGGGAAAAACGAUCAGGUUGGCUCAGUCAGACAACUUGAUAUCAAAAACAUGAAGCACCAAAGUGUAGAACUUUAGGCUUUUUAUGUGUUUGUGUGCUUGUUUGUUUGUUGGGUUUUUUUUUUGUUUGUUUGUUUUUCUCUGUUGGUUGUUUGUUUUUUUUCGCCAGAACGGAAACUGUGUUAUUGUGGGGGUGUGUGAAUCGGGGUUAUGUGUUCUGUUGUAUUUUUAGCAUCCUGAUCCCUUUGCGUUCCUCUGAAUGACCGGAGCCUUUUUUUUUUUCUUUAAUAUAUUUUCUGGCUCCUUUUUAAGCAGCUAAGUUUUAUUUUUAUUUUAUUUUUUUUUUUUUAAAAGAGGGAUUUUAUUGUGCAAAUUUAAAACUAGCUUUAGCGUGCUAGCAGGUUCUGUUGUGUCUAUAUGCAGUGGAGGGAGAGAGUGGGCUGCUGCCUCUCCCUCAUUAAUCCCUUCUCUUUUAACCACUUUCUUUUUUUAACCUUCUCUCCCACGCUGUUUCUCUGCUUUCUGUAAGGCCCUGGUUUGUUUAUAAUCACUGUGUAAAUACAGUGUAUGUAUAGAUAUAUGUAGAAAAGUGUAAUAUAUGUACAUGUAUCGAGACACUCAUCCUGUGCACUUGGGAGUGGGAAUCACCCCAUGACCUCUGUGAUCUCCCCCAGUAGUUUAGGAGCAACAUUUUUCUCCAUAGUUGAAAUUCUGCACCUUUUAAAAUACUUCCUUAAAAUAUUAGUAGCUCUCGAUCGAUCGUGACAAACAUGAAUACACACACUUGUGUAGGCUACCAGCUUUAGAUCCAUGGCCGUACGACUGUUUUUGGAGACGGAGAAUAAAAGAAAUAACAGGUUGAAAAGCAGUUUGAACCCCCCCACCCCCACCCCAGUGUAAUAGAUGCAUAUUUAAAUAUGAAGACCUUCAUGAUAGUGUCCUUAGUCCUGAUCCCACAAUGCUGUGAGCCAUCUUUUCAUAUCAUAUGCACCCGUGCACGCCUGGUGGGGUUUUUUAGGCUUUGUAACAUAUCCGCACCGCUGCUGUGACCAUCGGCGCCACCCUCGCCGUGCUGCUUAAUUGUCUCCAUCCAUCUGCGACAGUCGUAUCCGAAAUCCUCUUCCCCAAUAUGUCCGCCCCCCCCGUGUUCGGACUCUGCUCUUGAGAUGUUUAUUUGUGUAUCUCUCUCUCUCGCUCUCUCUCUCUCGCUCUCUCUCUCUCUUUGUUGUUUCCGUGUUACUGGUUUGAGUUCUUUCGUUGUUGUUGCUGUUAACUUUGUCGUUUUGGUAAUUUGCCGAUCUGCCAAGCUGGAGUUCUGCACUCUCCCUUGCACACAGGAGGAAAAAAAAAAAAAAAAAUGGGGAAAAGAGGGAAGCAGUAAAGAUGAUGUGAAAUUAUAGAUACUGAUCAGGACUAAAUUAUUUGUCUAAUCUACCCUUGGUGGUUUUAAAUCAUGCCUGCUCAGUUGAGAGGAGUUUUGAGAACGUUCUGAUGUGGGCGUGCAGGUUUUUUGGGACCUACACAUGUUGCGAAGCAGAGCGGGAGACCUAGUUAUAUGCAUGUUUCAGUUACACAUUUCUACCAUGUACCUACCUGAAUACGGAUGGAGCUAGUGUUAAUAUGAUAUUUGCAUCUUUUGAAAUAUGAAUUUCCUCCAUCCAGAAUGUUGAAUAGGUGACAUGAAAAAUAUUUAAAAAAAUGCAAAAUUCAAAGAAAAAAAAAAAAGGAUUCAGGAGCCGUAGCUUGGUAUGAGGCCCUUGAUGUUUUCCCUGCGUUGUAAUGAUAUAAUAUUGGGCUGCGCUUUCUCCCCAGCCUUCACAUGGAUGCUGGAGUUUUUUUGCAUGAUCAUGAUGUACAAUGAAAUACAACCAUGAAUUGACGACUAUCAAGUGUUUGUCUGAGUGUUAGUUGGUCUUCAUCAUAGCUUUGUUAUUCUUCAAACUUGGAUCUUGAAAGUAUUUAAUAAAAAUACUAUUUCAGCACUG
Molecule: messenger RNA, 4652 nt
Organism: Archocentrus centrarchus (flier cichlid)
Lineage: Eukaryota; Metazoa; Chordata; Actinopteri; Cichliformes; Cichlidae
Product: calcium/calmodulin-dependent protein kinase type II subunit gamma
Exons: 23
Coding region: 227-2086 (619 amino acids)
Biological process (GO): protein phosphorylation
Molecular function (GO): ATP binding; calcium/calmodulin-dependent protein kinase activity; calmodulin binding
Source: RefSeq, a predicted model, not a curated record